GCGGAGUGAACGAACCCGGCGGCUCCUCCCACCGCAGUUCUGCGCUCGCCACGGCGCACGGCAGGUGGCUGCAGCGGCACCAGCACCAUGAUCGGCUACUUGAGCGAGGCAUGCGGGUUGGCAUGGUGGUGCUGGUCGUGGUCUUGCCAGCUGGUGGGCGCCGCCGCGCUGCUGGGGCUUGCCGCCUGGCUACUCACCAUCGCCCUCGACCUCUUCCACCCUCUGCGUCUGGUCGACCGCCUGCACCAGCGGGUCGUGCUCAUCACGGGCUGCGACUCCGGGUUCGGCGCGGGCCUGGCUCGGCGGCUGGACGCGCUGGGUGUGCCCGUGGUGGCGGGCUGCCUCUUCCCGGAGGGCCCUGGAGCCAAGCAGCUGGUCCAGCAGUGCUCCUCCAGGCUGCGCGUCCUGCCACUGGACGUCACCUCGGAGCAGCAGGUGCGCGAUGCCGUCUCCAGCAUCCGCGACAGCCUGGACGGCCGAGAGCUGUGGGCGCUGGUGAACAACGCCGGGGUGCUGGAGGCGGGGGAGGCGGAGCUGGCGCCCCCGGAGGCGUUCGAGCGCACGCUGGCCGUCAACGCGGUGGGCGUGGUGCGCGUCACGCAGGCCUGUCUGCCGCUCAUCCGGCAGGCCAAGGGCCGCAUCGUCACCGUCGCCAGUCCACUGGGCAGGACAGCAAUGCCGAUACUGUCCCCGUACUGCAUGUCCAAGAGUGCCGUCAUCUCGUACUGCGAUGCUCUGCGUGUCGAGAUGAAGAAGUGGGGCGUCUCCGUGUGCACGGUGGAGCCGUCCAGCUACAUGUCUGGUCUGAACAACCCCGACCAUUUCAAGACAACAGUUUCGAAGAACUUUCAGACGUGCCCACUAAGUGUGAGGGAGGCUUACGGACUUGAUUACGAAGAUAAGUGCACGAAAAGACUGUCUUUACUGACGAUCCUCGCAAAACAGCAUUCCUCUAUCGACGAAGUGAUCCACGAGCUCGUCGACGCCUGCAUCGGAAGAUACUCCCAGGUGCGGCGGAUUCCUGGACUGUGGGAGAGAGUUGUUUACGUGAUACUGCCACAGCUACCUUAUUACAUGAAGGACAUCAUUAUGUUCCUGGUUUUCCAGUGGAGAAUGACCGUAUCGCCUCAAGCGAAAAGCUCAGAGAACCAUAGCGAGACGCACUGAAAUUACUGAGGAAAACACUCUUCGCUUUCCUCCAUCUCUUACCGCUUUUUUCUAGUAUUUCGUCAGUGACCAACGCCUCCUUCUCGGUAGAAGGCUACAAUACAAAGGAUUGUGGCCUCAGUAAUCUUCUCGUGACGCAUUUAGACGGGAGGAAAGUGUGGAUAGCGUGAAUAGUGUCGAUAAUGGCCACUUGGAGCGUAGAUUUUACUCACACACAGGACGAAAGCCUACGUUACUCACUUCAAAUAACGUACGAUUAGUUAAAAAUAUGUUGAACCUCUUUUCACUUGCACCAUUUGUGACUAGUUCACGAAAUAAAGAUCAUUGGGGUAGACACCUAGGAUUAAUCACCGAAGUACAGACACUGAGUUUGUUUUCGAAUAGACCCAUGGUAUUUUUUCGUCAGAAGAGCAGAUCAUAAACGGCAAACUCAGUAAUUUAAUUUUUUUUUAAAUCUGACAUUGGAUAUGGUGAUUUCUGUGCUGUUACGGCCGUUAGAACUGCGAACCGGCCAGACGUUACUCUGUAAAUUUUUAUCAGAUCUGCAAAAGAGUUCUGUCACUGAAUUUGUAACUGCUUCUGGCGCAAAAAGAAUCUCGUGUCUAGACUUACUUAACUAAGUGUUGGUGACAGUUGUAUUUUUUUAAUAUGAUUUUCGGUAGCUUAUACAGUCACAAUUAAUCUACAAUCAAUUUUAUACAGCGCGUGAUAGAUUUUCUAAAAAGCCACCACUAAACUCAAUGCACUUUUCUACUCUCAGGAUAACAUGUUGCCUACCAGUUCUUAGAGCGUCCUUAGGUCCCUUUAUGGGGAAGUGGUAGGGGCGGUAGCAGCGUUCAAGAUUCGAUCUAGAAGUUCAUCUCGUUUAUCUGUCUCUUUUUUCUAUACUUUUCUUCUUCACAAAGCAUAGUAACAAAACAGAAAAUGUGUUGGUUGGAUGCUAUCUCAUGCGUAUGGUAGAGUGUGUAAGAUAUGUAAGUGCGUUUCAUUUAUUAUGACUAAUGAAGCGUAUUUGCCUAUAAUUGAAAGAAAUCAUGAUGUGUCAUUCCUCCCUCGAAAAUAACAUGACCAUUAACGAAAAAUACGGUAUUGCAGUGUCUGUGUUAUUCUGAAUUAUGAUGCAAGGUUCCUUUGGAAAUGCAUGCAUAUCCAAAAGAACAGCCACUGCGGCGACUACAGCUGUCAUGAAAUACACGAAAUGUAAUGUCGAAUAUGGACAACCAUCAACAGUAUAAAGGAAUGACGACAAGGAAAAUUUGUGCCGGACCUGGAUGCGAACCCCCAUUUUCCGCUUAUCGCUAGCAGUCGCCUUACCAUUUGGCUAACCGAACACGACUCACGGUCACAUCCAAACUUCCAUAUGCCGCCAACCAUGUGUCUACAACCAUUACUCCUAUAUCCAUUAUGUAUAUUCCCACACAGGGGAAACGUUUUACUUGAAUGUCACGCUGCACGGGAAUAUACAUAAUGGAUGUACGAGCACCGGUUGUAGACACAUGGUUGGCGGCAUAUGGAAGUUUGGGUCUGGUUGUGAGUUGUGCUUGGAUAGCCGAAUGGUAAGGUUACUUGAUUUGAGGGAGGGGACCAAACAGUGAGGUCAUCGGUCCCAUCAGCUUAGGAAAGUAUGGGGAAGGAAGUUUGCCGUGCCCUGUCGAUGAAACCAUCCCGGCAUUUGCCUGAAGCGAUUUAGGGAAAUCACGAAAGACCUAAAUCAGGAUGGUCGGACGCGGGUUUGAACCGUCGUCCUCCCGAAUAGAAGUCCAGUGUGCUACCCACUGCACCACCUCGCUCGGUGCCAAAGUGGGAAAAUGCAGGUUCGAGUCCCGGCCCGGCACAACCUUUCACUGUCGUCAUUCCAUUACACAGCUGACGGUUGCCCGUCCAUAUUCGCAACCCCGAAUGUUUUUCAUAUAUUAACGACAAGCAUCAGUGUGCAUGAAGUGCGUUCUGUCUCGGAAAUCUUUCGUAAUAGAACAUUUUUGCUUCGAAAGAACAUUUCCUUCUUUCAUACCCCGUGUAAGUCAAAUUCUAAGGUACUAUGUCUCAGUCUGCCAGAAGAUAUUUUUCUGUGUGUAAACCAACCUUUAGGAAACGGGAAAUGCUGUAUUUGUUAUUUUUAUCUCUUUCGUUGUAAACUUUCUACUUUUAGGGCAGAAAAAGAUUGCAAACCUGUGGGUAAUGGUUUCCAAUCUGCCAACAUUAACAUAAGAAAAUAGGAACUGGAUUAGUGCCGUAUUCUUAUUUUGGGCACAACAAUUGUCUGAGGAUAUGAACAGAUGUCUAAUAUCCCCAUCAGUAUAUUCUCAAAGUAAUGAUUCAGAAAGCUGACUACCUCAUUUGCCCUUUUCUUUCCAGUGGAUUCGUCAUUCUUACAAAACUGCACUGUCUAAUUCUUGGGUCCAUGAACACAGAAGUUAUACACUCGAAGUUGCCGACUGUACAGGGCAUCAGUAGAUGAUACCUUGGGCAGUGGUAUGUUCUACAGUUCGUCAAUACACAGUGUUUCGACAGUAAGCUCCUCCCGUGCGUCUGCAGUUCCUGUAGAAACAAUCAGCUUUUCUAAGACGCAACUCUUCCUCAGUUAUAAGUUGCUUCUUUUCUUCUUCAAAUGCAGUACUUCUCACUUGAUUUGCUAUUGAUUUGAAAGUACCUGUAGUAGAAAUCAUCCGAGACAAUAGGUUUAUAGCUCUUACCCUCUACGUUCAAAAUAUGCUGGUCUCGCUCAUAUUUCUCCAAAUACAUCUGGUAUAUCCUGCUCAAAUUUAACUCAGGAGACAAACAACAUUUAUUACUCUGCUUCCUGCAGUAGUGGGAUGAACAUUUCGGAGAACUUUUAAUGUUAAUGAUUUCUGGGAUGACAUUGGUCCUGGUUUCAUGUUUUCCUCUCUUGUCCUGUGGACGAGUAAUGUCUGCUGCUAUGUAACUUACAAUGCACUCUACACGCUUUUUGCUGAUUUCAUAUAUUAUACUGAAUCUAUCUUGCAUAGCUUAAAUUCCUUUGGUCCCAUCCUAACCUAAAGAGAAGCAAUAUAGUAUGAAACUCCACUACCCUACAUAGCAACAUAUAAACAUACAUUUCUGAAAGUGUUGCAUUUCACACGUACCUUAUACUCGAAACCGCUAGUUCGACAAGUCCUUGACCCUGUUGUUGGUCCGUGUUUCACGACACUAGACAACGUUAUUAAGUAACUUCAGUACGACUCUCAUUGUUCUUGAUUUUCUAUUUCACCGAAAUAUGUUAAGAUAGUUUCUCGUGAUGUGUAAGUUUCGACAAGCAGUUCCCUUGCAUUUGCAGGCUUUAUCAGUCUUCCUGCUUGUUACAAUUUUUCCUGCAACUCCUCUAUAUUCUUUACCCCUAGCACAUUUCAACUUCCUGAGAUUCCUUUUCCAGCUCGAUGGGUUUCUAAAUCGCUUUCGACCAUUUUGACAACUCACAUUUGUAUUUUCCUGUAAAGAUUCACUUCCUGUAUCAUUACAGGGGUUACAGUCACUGCCUGACUCGGCACUAGGUUCACUCACAUCACUAUCGUCCGCCUUUUCUCCAACUAACAAAUGGAGAAAUCAAAGCUACAUGUACCAGAGCCGGCAUGUGCUUCUCCCUACCGAGCGACGGCUCAACCGCUCUGGGGAAGAGAGAGGUACAUCCUGGAGGUGCCGCUCUCCUGCCCCUAAUGCAAAAGGGUAAAGUUUCAAUCACCUGUAUUACCAUCAGUUUCCAGUGGACCCCCUCAAUCCUGCAUCAAAGAUGCAACUAAUUUUACUGCACACAUAGGUGCGAUGAACAGUUUUUCGUGAAUUUUGGAAUUACCCCCCUCUUGCACCAAACUCUUCAAUUGUUGCCCUCUCCAGCCUGAAAAUGAUUUAAGCAAUAUCCAGAGAGACACGAUAAAAAUAGGGAAACAGUGGCGACUCUGGAACAAAUAUACACACUGGCUGUUGCUCGGAACCUGUCAGGUGGAGGCUAUAAGCCGCAUAGCUACACUAAACUUUAUCACAAGAUACUCCCCCCACCCACUCUUAUCGGUCAUGUGAAAAGCCACAUCCUCCCUCCUUCCCGCCUCUCCAUCCAGCCUAGUAUUUUAGAGGGCAACAAAAUAAGGCACCCAAUUAAACUGCAGCUGCAAGACUACGUAAACUUCACUUGAAUUGUGGAAAAAUUCCGCCAUGUUCAAAGAUAGUUGGCUCUGAAUUAGGUAUAUUGGCGCCAGCACACACACACACACACACACACACACACACACACACAACUGAAUUUUGUGUUAUGUUUAAAAACGUAUUUAUAUGAAUUUUUUGCACCAGUUUCAAAAUAGGAUAAGUACAUAAGCUUUGUCGUAACUAUAAAUCAGGGUAAUGCGUUAUGAACUUCAGUGCAAGAAUUGGCUGGAUGAGUGAGAGAGAGAGAGAGAGCCAGAGACCGAGAAACGAGAGGGUGGGGGGGGGGGGGGGGAGGAGAAACAUUGAGCUAGUGCAAGAGAGAUGGCUCCUCAUAUAUUCAGUGACAGUGUAUGAUUAAUGCGCCUAGCUGGCUGCUAAGAUGUAACACAAGUCAGCUCUUCUUGUUCUGAUGUUAUGUACCAUAUCUUUCUAUAUUUCUGUAAUGCUGCAUGAAGCACAAACAGACUUGCAUACAGGUAUUACAGAAGGAAUGGGGGGCAAAACCCAAACAAACAAAUUGUAGAUAUAAAUGUUAUAUUUUUUUAGAUUUUCUAAUAAUAAAUCACAAGAGUUUAGUUGUA
Messenger RNA from Schistocerca serialis cubense, 5903 nucleotides. RefSeq names its product short-chain dehydrogenase/reductase family 9C member 7-like. Gene Ontology annotation, molecular function: oxidoreductase activity. The transcript has 8 exons. Bases 88 to 1167 code for a protein of 359 amino acids. Lineage: Eukaryota; Metazoa; Arthropoda; Insecta; Orthoptera; Acrididae. The record is from RefSeq and is a predicted model, not a curated record.